Molecule: messenger RNA, 3160 nt
Organism: Uloborus diversus
Lineage: Eukaryota; Metazoa; Arthropoda; Arachnida; Araneae; Uloboridae
Product: glucose transporter type 1-like
Exons: 15
Coding region: 74-1717 (547 amino acids)
Biological process (GO): monosaccharide transmembrane transport
Cellular component (GO): membrane
Molecular function (GO): hexose transmembrane transporter activity
Source: RefSeq, a predicted model, not a curated record
UCUAGGCGAGGAUGUGGAGUUAGUGGCCAGGCUGUCUACCCCUGAUUUGGAGUUGCUGCCCGUGCCGACAAGAAUGUCCUGCUGUGCUGAGGGUCUGACAUGCAUGCUCGUAUUUGCAAUAUUUGCAGCCGUCCUAGGAAUGUUCCAGUUUGGUUAUAAUACAGGUGUCAUCAAUGCUCCGCAAAAAAUUAUUCAGAAAUUUAUAGCUGAUGUUUAUAAAGCCCGAACAGGUUCGGAUAUCUCCGACGAUUUUAGGGAUUUGUUGUGGUCCUUGAUCGUAUCUGUGUUUGCUAUAGGAGGAAUGAUAGGCGGAAUGAUUGGAGGCUCUAUAGCCAAUAAGUUUGGAAGGAAAGGAGGCUUACUUGUGAAUAAUGGAUUUGGAAUUAUCGGAGCUGCCUUAAUGGGAUCCAGCAAGAUUUCCCAAAGCAUAGAAAUUCUGAUUGUUGGCAGACUGAUCAUUGGAAUGAACUGCGGUGUUAACACCGCCUUGGUGCCAAUGUAUUUAUCGGAAAUAUCUCCUCUAAACUUACGAGGAGGACUUGGCACGGUAAACCAGUUGGGAAUCACUAUCGGCCUCCUGUUGUCGCAAGUGCUAGGCAUACAAGCAAUUCUUGGAACCGAAAGAGGAUGGCCGUUCCUUUUAGGGAUCACAGUGAUUCCAGCAGUUUUACAGCUUCUUCUUCUUCCUCUAUGUCCUGAGAGUCCUAGAUAUUUGCUCAUUUCAAAGCAGCAGGAAUCUCUCGCAAGGGAGGCCCUGCAAAAACUCAGGUGCUCAAGUCUAGUUGAGGAAGAUAUAGAAGAAAUGAAAGCAGAAGAUAGAGCUCAACAACAUGAACCAGAGACGGCGUUCACAGAAGAAUUCCGUAUACAGCCACCUCCUAUACAGAUUACUAUGUGGAAACUGCUUAAGAAUAGAUCCCUCCAUCUUCCAUUAGUGAUAGGUGUUGUUAUGCAACUCACUCAACAACUCUCAGGCAUAAAUGCAGUACUAUACUACUCCACUGGUCUUUUUGAGGGUGCUGGACUCCCAGAAAACGCUGCCAAAUACGCAACCAUUGGUGUGGGAUUAGUAAUGGUCGUCAUGACUCUGGUCUCUAUUCCGUUAAUGGAUCGUAAAGGUCGACGAACGCUUCAGUUGUAUGGUCUUGGUGGCAUGUUUAUAUUUAGUAUCUUUGUCACAAUCACGAUGCUUGUAAAGUUCCUUUAUUAUUGGGUCUCAUACCUCAGUGUUGUAGCCACGCUCUUCUUUGUUGUGUUUUACGCAAUUGGCCCAGGUCCAAUCCCGUGGAUGAUAACAGCAGAGUUGUUUUCUCAAGGACCACGCCCAGCAGCAAUGAGUAUAGCUGUUACUGUUAACUGGUUCGCCAACUUUGUUGUUGGAUUAGUAUUUCCUCAAAUGCAGAGAAUUUUUGAAAAUUACACCUUUCUGGCUUUCACAAUGUUCUUAGCUGGCUUCUGGACGUUCACUUAUAAGAAAAUUCCAGAAACAAAGAAUAAAACCUUCGAAGAAAUUUCAGCUCUGUUCAGGAGAGAUGAAGAUACGAUUAAUGUAAAUGGAAUGACGCUGAUGAGGAAUUCUUUGCAGCCAACUGAUUUACUGUACGAAGAGAAACCUGUAGAACAAUGUGAAUUUCAUCAUCGACAUCAUUGUCGCUUACGAAAUACACCAGGAGGCCCUAUUCAAGUAACGCCAAACCAUGUGGAAGAUGCUCUAUGACGGAAAAUAUGUUAACGUUACCUCGUCCUAUCUGCGGACACUGUUAUUGCAAACUCAGGCCUUUAUCGAAAGGUAUAUUUAGAUGCUCUCCUCAACAAGGUGUAAAAAGCACACUACGAUGGCUAUAACUUCAAAUUCUAAUCUAGCCCUUUCGCCGGCCAAGGCUGCUGUUCACGACUCAACCUGUCUCUCGGCUCUCUCGUGUGCGAGUCUUUUAGUUCUCUGACCUAUGGAAACAACUCUACUGAAGCUUGUCAGAAGCAGAAUAUUCGAAGUUUUUUAGGAGUCAUCAUCUCUGACAUUAGAGGCUCUUUCUAGCGAUCCUGUACAGAAACAUCUAAUUCUUUUACACGAAUAUAUAAAUAAAUAUAUAAAUAAAUAAAUAUAUGUAUCGAUAUACAUAUUUAUGACCCUUCAGAAGUUUUUAAUUGACGGUGCCUUCCUCUUCAUUCUCCUAGAUGAUUCGCAGAGCAAACAGUCAACGCGAGUCUCCCGUAGCAUCGGUAAGAACUAUGAUUUGUGUGUUAAAGCAUUUUUCCUGUAUCAAGCUACCAAAAUGAAAAAGAGUGUAAGAAAACAUGAGAAGAAGCUAAGGUCAUUUUCUGGUUUAAGUCACUGCUGAAACGCGUUGCUGCUUUUUUCAGUUGAUUUCUGUACCAGGGUCUCAAUUGUACCCGAGAACUUUUCGUCUAUAACUAGAUUACUUAAUUAGAUCAUCUUAAUAUCUCUUCAACUGCUACAGGACGUGGAAACUUGAAAACAGAUGACUAAGAACAAAUAAAACUAAAUAUAGGAUUGCCUACUUGGCAUCAGCUUCAUGAGCUCUCAAGCCAGAAAGCAUCAAUGUAAGACAAGAAAAAGAAUAGACUUCACACAUUUUAAUGUUUUAAACAUCUUUUUGUCCAUAGUUUAUUUUUAAUCGCCUGUUUUUCACAUAGAAGUAAACGACACUUAUUAUUUCUUCCCUUUAGUCUCAUGGAUGAAAUCCAGAGUAUUUGCAUUUUGCCUUGUACAAUAGAAUUUUACAACCAACCCCUGUAAACGUCGUUAAAAACAAAGAAACGCAUUGGCCGACGUUAGAACCAACUCUAGCGAUAGAUUAUAAUGAAACGUUAUAUGUACUAGAUAACGCGUCACUCUUGUACCAACAUGGGCGGUUAUCUAGUGCAAUAUGUUGUAAUUCAAUGAACAAAAUAUGUUGUUAAUUGUUUGAGUAUAAAAUUUAUAGAAAAUUUUAAGAUAUAUAUAUUUCGUGUCAGAUGCUUUAAUGCGGUUCUGGCAUGUCCGUUCGAAAUUUUACUAUGAGCAAAAUUCCAUGCAAUGUUGCAAUGUGUUCGUGUUAAAAUUUCAUGAUAAAAAUAACCAGCAUGAGAGAGUCUGUAUGCGUACUAAAGUUUAGUCCAAUAAACUUUGGAAAUUUUGUAGUAAAUAAAGAAAAAUUUC